Conger conger (European conger) is the source of this 1407-nucleotide messenger RNA. RefSeq names its product uromodulin-like. The transcript is spliced from 8 exons. Gene Ontology annotation, cellular component: cell surface; apical plasma membrane. Gene Ontology annotation, biological process: neutrophil migration. Lineage: Eukaryota; Metazoa; Chordata; Actinopteri; Anguilliformes; Congridae. The record is from RefSeq and is a predicted model, not a curated record. Bases 21 to 881 code for a protein of 286 amino acids.
CGGCAUUGCUGUUCUUUCUGAUGUCAGCCGUCGUGGCUGAUGGCACAGCCCCGGAGCUGGUGUGCGGAAGGCGCUUCAUGCAGGUGGGGCUGCGCAGGGCUCACCUGGAGGCUGGAGGCCUGGACCCGUCGAGCACUCACCUGGCUGAUACCCGCUGCACCCCGCGCCAGGAGAACCAGGAUAUGUUGUGGUUUGUGGUGUGGGAUGGAUGGCAGAGCUGUGGGACCAAGAUUACGACUAAUAGCACCCACGCCAUUUAUUCAAACACUAUAUUUGUUUACCCCGUUGCCCUGGGAAAUGGAAACGUUGUCCUCCCAGAGAGAUUUCCGUUUUCCUGCGUGUAUCUGCUGGAUGCUGAGGCCAUAAGACCCGAUCUGUCAGUGGAGGGGGCCGUGGUGGGGGUGGGGCCCGGGCCCCGGGCAGGCAUGUCUCUCUACCGCAACGACAACUACACAGACCCCUACUCCGCGGGCGUGGUCACCCUGCCUCUCGGGUCCCCCCUGUUUGUGGGCGUGUCUGCACCCGAGGCAGCUUCAGACAGGCUUGCCGUCAUUCUGGAGAACUGCUACUCCACGCCCUCUGCCAAACCGGAUCACUACCCGCGCUUCUCCCUGAUCCAGAACCGGUGUCCUAGCAACCGUCGCCUGGUGAAGGUGGAAGAGGGCGGGCCCUCUCUCCCCGGCCGCUUCACCGUCUUGGUGAACUUAUUCUCGGGUCACUACGACCCCAUCUUCCUGCACUGCAGUCUGAGCGUGUGUGACCCCACGCAGGCUGCCUGCUCCCAGUCCUGCAGGUCCAGGCUGUCCCGGUCUGUUGCCCUCGACGAUCCCCUGACCAUUGGACCCAUCUCCUGGAAGAAGGUGACCGAGAGCACACCUUAGCAUUCGCAGGAGCAUCAAAUGAAUACAUCCCCGUCUGUGUGCUGUUCCCGGGGCCUCUGCGUUUCUGCCUGCUUUGAUUGGACACUUGAAUUUCAGUCCCUGGAUCUGAUUCCUCGUUCCCCUUUAUCCUCCGUGUUCUGAUUGGUCACAUGCCUGUCCUUAGCUGGUAUUGUCCAGGUCUGAUUGGUCACAGCAAAGAGCCAGGGUGUAGUUGCCAUCCACAGAGAUCAUACGCACAGUGGUUGAUAUAGUGCCCUUUAAAUGUUCUGUUUUAGAAACUAAUUUGUCAUACUCUCUGAAAGCACACAUAUGGAGGGUCUGCUUGACUUCUGAAAUGAAGGUGUUUCAUCAACAUCCACAAUUUAUAAUCACAAGACAAGUAUUCAGGGAACUGAAUGAAACAGUUUCAGUCUGCAUAAAACACCAGUUAAAAAAACAGUCCUUCAGAUCUGCUGAUACUACAUGUCAAAAAAAGUGAACUCCUUCAGAAGUCCAACUGAACAACACCCCCGAAGAGACCACUGAA